UCUAGUGGUCUGGAAGGCACUUGUCUACAUGAGUUCGACUGCCAGAGUAUAGCUGGAUCACCCAUGGGCUCAUGCGCUGAUGGCUUGGGAACGUGUUGUGUCAUCCUUUUCGCCUGCGACUCAAAUUCAUCAGCUCUAUCUGGGUGGUUCGUCAAUCCAAACUUCCCAGCCCCGAGUUCAGAGAGACUGUCCUGUGUAGUCACUUUGGAGAAAAAUUCUCACGACAUCAAGCAGUUUAGGUUGGAUUUCACCAAUUUUGAGAUUUUACCACCCACAAGUGGGAAUUGUGAGCAAGACCAAUUCUCUAUCUCCGGGCAAGAUGCUAACAAUGUAAUACCCAUUAUCUGUGGUAUUAACAGUGGCCAGCAUAUGUACAUAGAGGUUGGAAAUACGGAGGGACCCAUCAAUCUUUCUAUUCAAACCCUGAAUGAGGAAAAUAGACUAUUCUCCAUUAAAGUAACACAGCUGACCGCUUCUGACGAUUUGGCAGCGCCGUCGGGUUGUCUUCAGUACCACACAGAGGACCAUGGUCACAUAGAGUCAUUCAACUAUAAAGACAGAACUGAAAUAGGCAUCCUGAGAAGUUUGGGUUAUUUGAAUAAUCUUAACUACGCAAUAUGUAUAAGAAGGUCGCCGUCCACCUGUUCCAUUACAUACACAAAUGUUGGAGAAAUGCAAAUCGUAAAUUAUGAUACAGAUGGAACACCAAUAAUACCGCCACGCCAAGCGGGCGUAGAGAUAUACAACUGCCCGAGUGACUGGCUACUGAUAGCAGCAGUGAGACUCUGUGGCGAGAGAUUAAACGAUGGAUCCAUUUUACAGGACUUCUCAUUAGAUGCACCAGUCACAGAUGAGGGUGCUGGUCCCAUAAUAGUGUGGUUUAGAACUGAUGGUGUCUACACUGGAAGAGGGUUCAAGUUGCAUUACCAACAAAACUCCUGCUCUAUGCCUAUUUGAAUGUUGAAA
Molecule: messenger RNA, 966 nt
Organism: Aricia agestis (brown argus)
Lineage: Eukaryota; Metazoa; Arthropoda; Insecta; Lepidoptera; Lycaenidae
Exons: 8
Coding region: 64-957 (297 amino acids)
Source: RefSeq, a predicted model, not a curated record